ACUUACUCACGCUGUUACUUCUGUACGUGGGUGUGCGUGCAUGCUUGUGUUAUUGUGUGUGCACACAGGGCUUGCCCCCCCCCCUCAUAAUUACAGAACUUUCCAUAAUGGAAUCUCUCUCAGCUAUGGAAGAAUAUCUGUUUUUCAUUUGAGAGACCUUCACCCUGCUACAGCCUUGUGGAAAGCAUCCCCAGUAUCAUUGGUUACAUUCUGCGCUGCCUUCGCUGUUCAGCAAGAGUCUGUGUGCAUCUGUGCUGAAAAUGGUUUCUCUUCUUGUCUUACAGAUAAAAUUGAAGAGGCACAGAAAGAACUUAAAGACCCCAAAGGCUCACAGAAAGGGAUAUCUGAAAGCAGUCGGAGAAAUGCAGAUACUAUAAAAGGCCUGAAGAGGAAAAAGGUUGUUGCAGAGAAUCGGCUAGAGAAAAUUCCAAAAUCUCCCGUGAAGAAGCCACUGCAGUUGAAAACACCUGAAACUGCGCUUCACGGAACAUCGUCCAAGGAAACUACGCCUUCUUCUUGUUGCUCUUCCUCGAACAGUCCUUCCCACGAUCCUUCAGCAUCGCCAGGUGGGAACAAAGAACCACAAUAUGCCCAACCUGUUGCAGCAUCCCUUCACAAGGGGUCAUCUUCCACUGACACUGAAAAGCUAAAACAGGAAGAAACAUCAUCUAGGCCUUCAUCACUUGAACCUGUUGAUGGUGAAGGGAGCUCGUUGAUUAAAGUGUCUCAAUCCAAAGACAGCACCAGCAGAGACCCCAGCUUUGAAGGAGAUCCUUACCACAGCAGUGCUUCGCUUGAUGUUCUACUUCAGGCCAUGGAGCCUGACUUUAGUACACUGGCUGAGAGGAAAAGCUCCUUGCAGUCACAGCCAUUGAAAAACCUUCCAUCCUAUGCCCAAUAUAGUGGUGAUUUAACAACAAUGCCAGCUGUUAAUAUUGCUGUCCAGAGCCAACCUUCCCAUAAUGCAGACUUAUUAUAUUGAUAGCAAGGGAACUUUAUUGGCAUUGCAGCACCAAUACAGGGAAAUGUGCAGACAUCUACACAGGGUACUCCAAUGCAGUCCUCUCCCACUUGCUACAAAACAACAAAAAACAUAAAAAAAGCCAACAACCCGCAUUUUAUGCCUGUUGCUUCAAAUCCGGAAAAGCCCAGCUUGCACAUGAGCUUUAAUACUGGAACCCUCCACUAUUAACCCAUGCACCUGUUCCCCUCAGGCUCUAAUGCGUUGCCACAAAGCCAACCACCAGUUGUUCACACAUGCCAGUGCCCCUUUCAGCAACAGUUCCCAGCAACCAUUCAGGUCCCAGUCACACCUGGCAGCAACCAAGUCCAGAUGACCACUGUGAUGAACUUUGGUGCUGACCAGGUUUCCAAGGACCAGAAGCUUAAGAAGCCCGGAAAGUAUGUGUGUGAAUACUGUAGUCGGGCAUGUGCAAAACCCAGCGUGCUGCUCAAACACAUCAGGUCUCACACAGGAGAAAGGCCAUACCCCUGUGUUACUUGUGGCUUUUCUUUCAAAACUAAGAGCAACCUGUACAAGCACAAGAAAUCACAUGCUCAUGCUAUAAAACUGGGUCUCAUUUCACGCUCUGAAUCUGGAGGUGGCUCGCUCUCUCAAGAAUCUGACAAAGCCCUAGGGACACAUUCGGAGGCGGAAGACAGUGGGGACAGUGAUGAGGAUGGUAGCACUGCAGACUUGGACCCUGACUCGUCACAGAGCAGUGUGGCAGCUUUGUCCGAAAAUAGUUUACAGAGUGCAGGUACAACCCAAGCAAGCCACGGGGAAGAGGACUGCUUAUUCGAGUCAUUUAAACAGACUUCCAGUGAGAGGGCACAUGAGCCCAAAGUAACAGCUUCACUUCCAAAAGUUGUUGUAUACCCAGUUAAUGUCUCCCCUCUGAGGGCAGAUAGCCCGAGAGUCACAUGUGCAGCACCUGAGCAAGCAGCCUCACAACGGCAACGAGAGUUCCAGAUAGCCAACAUGAGAUCAAGCAUCACAGUCCUGUCAUCUCUCAAAGAGGUGGACGACAAUCUUUCACUGGAUACUGUGAGUGAAGAUGAAGACCACCAGUGCAAGUCUCCCCUGUUAGGUGGAAACGCUCAGCUUCAGAGGCAACAAGCAACAGACUUUUCACAACAGCAGCAGAUCAAAUGUCUACUAAGCCCUCGCAGUUUGGGAAGUACCGAUUCUGGCUACUUCUCACGUUCUGAAAGUGCUGACCAGGCAAUGAGUCCACCCAGCCCAUUUGUUAAGAUAACUCCACCGGUGGACAUCGACAUUGGGAAGAAUACUCUUCCCAAUGUCCCUCCUGUGGUUGCAACAGUAAUGCAUGUAGCAAAUGAGCAAAAGCCACGUGCAACGGAAGGACAGAUGCGUCCACCAUUAGAAGUCAGGGCACUCUCUCUUGAAGAACGCAUUUCAAAGUUAAUAUCUGAUAAUGAGGCAGUGGUUGACAACAAGCAACUGGACAGUGUAAAGCCAAGGAGGACAUCUCUGUCAAGGAGAGGUAGCAUAGACUCUCCUAAAUCUUACAUAUUUAAAGACUCUUUUCAGUUUGAUCUCAAACCAAUGGGAAGAAGGUCAAGUUCCAGCUCAGAUAUUCCCAAGUCUCCCUUCACUCCCACAGAUAAAUCAAAGCCAGUAUUUCUCCUCUCUGUACCUUCCCAAUACCCGCCAAUGGAUUGUUUGCCAAUAACAAGAAGUAACUCAAUGCCUACUACACCAGGGCACUCAGCUCUUCCCCUUAACGUUGCCCCCCUCCCCCACCCUCUGCGAAUUUGUCAGUCAUUUGACGACAAAAUUAGUUCUUAUAGUGAUGAUGUAUUUUCAUCAGCCCCAUCAACCCCAAAUCAAGCAAUACAUUCUCGUACCUUAGUCAGACAAGUAGCAGUUGAGGACUUUUCCACAAGUGAGGGGCAUGGCCUCCCUACUGUUCGCUCCAUGGAUGAGGGCUAUCAUGGUCAAAGCAGUUCCAUAGAGCUGAUACAAAGAAGCAGAUCUUUCGAGCACAGUCAAGACAGAAACAGAAAGCCUCAACAAAAUAAAGGCACAAUGUAUGAAUGUGAAACAUGUCGUAAUCGGUACAGAAAGUUAGAGAAUUUUGAAACUCACAAGAAAUUCUACUGCUCUGAGCUUCAUGGUCCAAAAAACAAGCCAAUCCCAGUUAAGACUGAUCAAGAUGUUUUUCAUGGUAACAUAAUGCAGCCUAUAGUCCCCAGAUCAACUAGCGGCUCAGGAAUACUUGAUCAACAGAUAUCUAUUAGGAAGAGAAGGAAAAUGAAAAGUGUUGGAGAUGAGGAUGAUCAAUCUCCUACUGACACCAAUCCACCUUGUUCAGUUAGUUUUGAGCUACCAACAGCUCUGGCAAGUCAGACUUUUUCUCAGCAUGCUGUAAUAGUAGACAUACAGCCCAAAAAUAACCAGUCAAAGCUACCUCAGAUUCAGCUCAUAGCAAGAGGUAUUAACACUUUAGAUUCCAGACUGUCACCAAUUCGAGAAACCCAAAUCAUCACUUCUACUAAAGGAGAGUUGCAAAGGCAGGGCAGUGGUACUUCUGUCAUUAGACACACAAAUUCUCUAAGCCGACCAAAUUCGUUUGAGACUGAAUCUAUUGACAGGGCCUCUCCUGUUGAUAUUGAGAAGGAUCCCCUCAACAAGCACAAAACAGAUCCAAUAACAAAUGUUUCAUCUGAUGGCUACCAUGACCAAAUGUCUAAUUCCAAGAGUGUUGACUAUGGAAAACAAAUGAAGGAACAAUGCACUGUUGGUGCAGUAGUAGCAGUUGUUGAAAACUCUACUCCUGUCCAUCAGUCUCGUCUGGUUCGGCAAAAUAACAUUCAAGUUCCUGAGAUUCUGGUCACAGAGGAACCCGACAGAGAUCAUGACACGCAGACUACUGAGCCAGCAGAAAAGCCUCAUGAUCAGUUCAAUUGGCCUCAGAGAAGUGAGAGCUUGUCCAAAGUACCAGCAGAGAAACUCCCGCCAAAAAAGAAAAGGAUUCGUCUAGCUCAAAUGGAACACUCCUCAGGUGAAUCCAGUUUUGAGUCCAGCCUAUCGCGAAGCCUCAGCAGGGACAGUAGUCUUUCUCGUUGUUCCAGCAUAUCUGCCUCUUUUGAAAGAGAUGAGGCCUCUAGGUCAGAGAGCCCUUCUAGAGGGGAGUGCGUCAGCAAAAUCACAGAGCCUUCUCAAGGUUUACCAACAGCCUUCAACACCCGUGUGCCUGGAAUGAUGAGGCGUGCCGUAUCUGAACAAAUUACUUGUACUCAACCCUCUGUGGAGAUUUCCUCUGAAUACCGUAGCAAGUCCUUUGACUGUGGCAAUGUAUCUCCUAGGAGAUCUCUUUCACCUGCUGGCCAGCAUAAAAUUGGACAAAUCUCCCAUGUUACCCAGGUGCCACUUAUUGAAAGAAGACGGGGGCCAUUAGUUCGCCAAAUGUCUUUAAAGAUUAGCCCUGAAAGUCAGCAACCUGUUCGAAAAGCUGUCUUACCUCUAGAUAAACCUCCCAUUACAAAUGCUAGCUCUUUAACUCAGAAUAGACCCCAGCAGAUUCACAUUGCCAAUAGGCGCAUCAUGUCUCAGCCUUUUGUCUUGCAUCCUGGAGAAGCACCUUUGCAAAAUAAUGAGCAAGUGGUGCAAAGUAUUCAUUUGGGUAGCCCAACUCAGCAGCCUCAAGUCCACGGCCUUCCACACCCUUGGCACCAAACAUCAAGGGUUCAAAUAUGCCAUAAAUUACAACAGCCGUUGAGCCAGAUCUUAGUCUGUCGGGAAAAUAUCCCAAACAAACCAGCCGACUCUGAAGAAAAUAAAAGUUUUGUGCCCAAAUACCAAUUGCAGUGUCCCUCUCUGAGAGCAAGCCAAACAUUUCCAUUCUCCAGCACACAGGGAACUCAGACAGCCAUGCCACUUUUAGCAAUACCCAUUGCCAAUCCAAUUAUGAGCAUUACAAAGUCUACAGAUGUACUCCAAAAUGUAUACAUUGGUCAACCCAAGCAAGCCUCUGAGAUUAAGACACAGGCUGUUGUUUUGUCAGUUGAACAGCACAGGGCCACAUUUGAUCAGACCCAUGCUGGUGCUAUACCAUUGCCACAGAUCCUUAUAACUCAUGAGCAGAUUCAUCAUCCGCCCUCUUUGUCCAAUAAGAGUUGCCUCUCAUCCACUCACAGUGUAGAGAGUGAUACUCAUGCUGUAACAACUGCAAAGAAAGAUGCCUCUAAAACUCAAAUAGUUAGCACACAUAAAAAUGCUGGAGAACGAGCACCUUCUCUUGGGUCCUUACAUUGCACACAGAAACUGGCAUCAGUGACUCUAUGCCCGCAGCAGGAACCCACUGCCUCCAGUAAACGAAUGUUGUCACCGGCCAAUAGCUUGGACAUCUACAUGGAAAAGCACCAAAAGCGGGCUAAGGAUGAGCAUGGUGUGGCCUGCCUAACCGAUGGUAGGUCAGUCAAUUAUCUUAAUUCCAAGAUGUCAGAGGUUACCCGGCAACGGAAGCUAACACUUGUUAGGCAGGUUUGCACAACUGAACCGGUGGACAGUCCCAUUGAAACGGAGGCCCCACCUCUGCUGCAGGACAAAACAAAUGGGGAGAAAGACUCACAGGCUACUGAUGAUGUUAAGCCUAUGUCACCUGACAGUGUUGGACUGAAUAAAGACACAACCACUGUUAUUCAUGAGGAGGCUGGUCCUGCCCUGAAUACUACGACUGGUGGCCAGGGAACCUCCAUCCCAGCGAAUAUCACUCUGAAGCCUCAAGGGAAAGCUGAGGAACAAAGAUGGACUCCUGCUAAAUGCCUGAUAAGGCCCUCCAGCUUCCACGGUGGUCAGGUGAAACUGACCACAUCUGUGUCUGUGGUUAACACAAAAGACAGUCAUCGCCUGUCUUUUCCCAGCCUGAAAACUGCUACCACUUUCACAUGGUGUUUCUUGAUGAAGAGGAAACCUCUUCAUGUUCCACAGACUGACCUGAAGACUUCAGCAUAUGCUGUCUGGACUGUCAGCCCCAACAACCAUAACCCGCUUGGGUUGCCCACCAAGGUGCUCAUGUCUCUGUUUGACUCCAAGCAGACAUCCAAGAAAAUACACUACACCUCGGCCAUAAAAACUAGCGGGAAAUCUGACAUCUUGUCUUACUCAACCAAGCUGAAGGAUGUCAUGCCCAGGGUACCAAUAAUCCAUAAGUCUUUAUCAGUUGAAACCAGAAGUAAAGUGCUACAGAAUCUCAGGGCCAGCAACGACUCAGAAAAAAGAAGCACAUCUAAAACAGAACCAAGACGGGUCAAAAUAUUCGAUGGCGGAUACAAAUCUAAUGAAGAAUAUAUUUACGUACGUGGGCGUGGACGCGGUAAAUACAUCUGUGAGGAAUGUGGGAUCCGCUGCAAGAAGCCAAGCAUGCUACGCAAACACAUCCGCACCCACUCUGAUGUCCGGCCAUACCACUGUGUCCACUGCAAUUUCUCCUUCAAGACAAAAGGAAAUCUGACCAAGCACAUGAAAUCCAAGGCCCACAGUAAGAAAUGCAUGGAGAUGGGGGUUCCUGCAGGUCUCAUUGAUGAUCAGGAUGCAGAGGACUCAGGAGACCGGAGUCAAGUGAGCAGUGCCGACCGACAGGAUUCGGAUGGUGACGACUCCGAUGGUGCUGAUGAUGAUGACAAUGAUGACAACGAGGAGGAAGAGGAGGACAGCCAGGCAGAGUCUGGCCUUUCUACCAACCCAUCCGUCUCUGCCAGCCCUCAGCACAUCCCAUCCAAGGAGGCCGAGGUCCCUCCUAGCAACCUCCUAGCCCAGAUGUCAAUCAGCUCAAUCUCCCUAUCUCUCUCCCGGCCUGCCGCUCCUGAAUCCCACACCACAUCAGACUCUGUCCCCAUGAUGAGCCCUGUUUCCCUGAGCAAGCAGAUAUCCAUCUCCGGGUCCUGCUGCAGCUCAAUGCCACUCCCUUACUCUCCUCCGCCUGUUGCCAUCACAUCAGACUCCUACACCUCAGACACAGACUCAGUGCACAUGAUGAGCCCGAUGUCGCCAUGCAGGCAGAUGUCCAUCGACUACCCUGACUUUGAUGUCCCCCCUACCCCAGUGCCAAGCAAGGGCUCCAAGAUAGGCCAGGACGCUUCCUCUGCUCCUCCUGCUGUUGCCAGUGAAUCAGGCUUUCCUGUGGACCGGGGCACUCAGACUUCCUCUUAUGGCUCUCAAGGUCUCAUGCACUUUCGCCCACAGAGUCUAUCCCAAACAUACGGAACACAGACCCAGACACACCUGUUCAGCCACCUGCCCCUGCACUCCCAACAGCCCUCCUACUCCUCUUACAGCAUGGUCCCAGUUGGGGGGAUCCAGCUGGUGCCCGCCGGCCUGGCAGCUUACUCCACCUUUGUACCAAUCCAGGCCGGCCCCGUCCAGCUCACCAUCCCCACAGUGAGCGUCAUUCACAGAAACACAAGCCCGUUACCAGCUCCCAUCACUCCCCCCCAUCCAGAGGGCCAGUCAACCCAGCCAAUCAGCAGUGUGUUGCCCUGCUUCCCCUUGGGGCAGGUCACCGGCCUGCAGGCUCAAACCAUACAGCCCUUAGGUCUGGAGACACUAAACCUCAUGGGGCUGACCAACACAGGCCUGGCAUCCACCCAGCUAAUAUCCCAGCAAGCGCUCACCCUCAAUGCCACCCUGGGGCUGCAGGUUUUAACUGCCAACCCCACUUCCCACAGCAGCACCGGCCCCCAGACACACGUCCCAGGUCUGCAGUUCGUUAACAUCGCCCUGCCUGCCCUCAUUCCUUCUCUCAGCCCUCUCUCCAGCCUCAGUCCUCUCUCUGGGCUCUCAGACUGGCAGGGCAGCCCCGGAGCUCCGGGAGAACAGCCAUCUCGAGGUGAGCGGGGCUGCAUGCAUGCGUCACAACCCGCCCCUCUUAAGGGCAGCAGCUGUCCAGGGGCGACCCCCGGCAGCAGAGCAGAGCUCACACAGACUGACGAGAGGCAAGAAAGGGUUAAGUCCCCACGGCAGCAGCGGUCACCAGCUCCUCAGACCAGAGGUGGUAAAGAGUCGCCCGUAGAGGGAGCUAGUGAUCCUGCACCUCCACGACCUUCGCCAGUGACCAGCUGGCAGAAGGUCAUCGAUGACUAUAAUGAGGUGUCCAGUGAUGAUGAAGACAGACUGGUCAUUGCCACCUGAAAACCCAACAUGGAAAGCUCUUCUUGUUCUCUUUUUGUAAUUCUUGUCACUUUGUAAGACUGAAAACACUUUCAGGGGUUUGUUUUGUUGCAAAUCACCUUUCAAAGCACAGAUGCUGACAUUCAUAUUGUAUGUGCAAUCAUAUAAUUAUAAUAAUGACCAAUCUUUUUUUUUUUGUAAAUGUUGUAUAGACAAUUGUGCCUUUUAUGGAGUUUCUUGUUUAGGAACCUGUACAUAAUUCCUUAUAAAUUCAGUAGUUUCUUGUGUUUAUUUCAAAAAAUAGAAGUAAGGAGAGGCAAAAAAUGGAGGAUAUCAAUUUUGUUUGUCAUUUGUAAAUGUAUGGAAUUAUAAAUGUUGUACUGGUAUAUGUACAUUUCUAUGGAUUAUGAGGCAAUGUUUCUGUGUACAGAUGUUGUGUUCAACUAUUUAUUAUAAUCCAUCUAGUGCCCAUUGUGAUUCAUAAGUCCAUAGGUAUGUGCAUUAUGGUAGCUUUACAUUGCUGUAUCAAUAUUCUUAACUGUAUCAGUAAAAAUUUGUUUACAACAUUAAA
Gymnodraco acuticeps is the source of this 8705-nucleotide messenger RNA. RefSeq names its product HIVEP zinc finger 1 (gene hivep1). The record is from RefSeq and is a predicted model, not a curated record. Gene Ontology annotation, cellular component: nucleus. Gene Ontology annotation, biological process: regulation of transcription by RNA polymerase II. Lineage: Eukaryota; Metazoa; Chordata; Actinopteri; Perciformes; Bathydraconidae. Gene Ontology annotation, molecular function: RNA polymerase II cis-regulatory region sequence-specific DNA binding; zinc ion binding; DNA-binding transcription factor activity, RNA polymerase II-specific.